GUGACGAUCACACACUGAUUCUUCUCAACUAAUCAUAAAGACAUUGGCACCCUUUACCUAGUAUUUGGUGCCUGAGCCGGAAUAGUUGGUACAGCCCUUAGCUUACUAAUCCGGGCAGAACUAGCCCAACCCGGUGCCCUCCUAGGCGACGAUCAAAUUUACAAUGUUAUUGUAACUGCUCACGCCUUUAUCAUAAUUUUCUUUAUAGUAAUACCAAUUAUAAUUGGAGGCUUCGGAAACUGACUUGUACCAUUAAUGAUUGGAGCACCAGAUAUGGCAUUUCCACGAAUGAACAAUAUGAGCUUCUGAUUACUCCCACCCUCUUUCCUUCUACUAUUAGCCUCGUCUGGUGUUGAAGCAGGCGCAGGAACAGGAUGAACUGUAUAUCCCCCGCUCGCUGGCAAUCUUGCACAUGCAGGUGCCUCUGUAGAUUUAACUAUCUUCUCACUGCAUCUUGCAGGUGUAUCAUCUAUUUUGGGGGCUAUUAAUUUUAUUACAACUAUUAUUAAUAUGAAACCUCCAGCUAUUUCCCAAUACCAAACACCCUUAUUUGUGUGGGCCGUCCUAAUUACAGCUGUACUCCUAUUACUUUCUCUGCCUGUCCUGGCAGCUGGUAUCACAAUAUUACUAACUGACCGAAACCUGAACACCACAUUCUUCGAUCCAGCACGGGGAGGGGACCCAAUUCUAUAUCAACACCUCUUUUGAUUCUUUGGUCACCCAGAAGUAUAUAUUUUAAUUCUCCCAGGAUUUGGUAUAAUCUCACACAUUGUCGCAUAUUACGCCGGAAAAAAAGAACCUUUUGGCUAUAUGGGUAUGGUUUGAGCUAUAAUGGCCAUUGGCCUCUUAGGCUUCAUUGUUUGGGCCCACCACAUAUUUACAGUAGGAAUGGACGUAGAUACCCGAGCAUAUUUUACAUCUGCAACAAUAAUCAUUGCGAUCCCAACAGGUGUUAAAGUAUUUAGCUGACUCGCUACCCUGCACGGAGGCUCUAUUAAAUGAGAAACCCCAAUAUUAUGGGCCCUCGGCUUUAUCUUCUUAUUUACAGUAGGCGGACUUACCGGAAUUGUACUCUCCAACUCAUCCCUAGAUAUCGUACUCCACGACACAUAUUAUGUAGUAGCCCACUUUCACUACGUCCUAUCAAUGGGUGCCGUAUUUGCCAUCAUAGGAGCCUUCGUCCACUGAUUCCCAUUAUUUACAGGCUAUACAAUACAUGAUACUUGAACAAAAAUUCAUUUCGGCACAAUAUUUGUAGGUGUUAACCUCACCUUCUUCCCCCAACACUUCCUAGGCCUAGCUGGUAUGCCACGACGAUACUCAGAUUACCCAGACGCCUACUCACUCUGAAAUAUUAUCUCAUCUAUUGGCUCAUUAAUUUCACUUGUAGCAGUCGUAAUAUUCCUCUACAUUCUAUGAGAGGCCUUCACUGCUAAACGAGAAGUUUUAUCAGUCGAACUAACAGCCACAAAUGUGGAAUGAUUACACGGCUGCCCUCCCCCAUAUCAUACAUUUGAAGAGCCGGCCUUCGUGCAAGUGCAAUCAAACUAA
Hemibagrus wyckioides is the source of this 1551-nucleotide messenger RNA. The record is from the annotation of a RefSeq genome assembly. Lineage: Eukaryota; Metazoa; Chordata; Actinopteri; Siluriformes; Bagridae.